AUGGUCUCCGGCAAAUGCCAUAUUACUUCUCAGAACCACGGUUAUGCCGUUGAUAGUACAACUCUCCCGGACGAAUGGGAAGAACUAUUUGUGAAUGCGAAUGAUGGCAGCAAUGAAGGUAUCAGACACAUUAGCCGUCCGUUCUUCAGCGUUCAGUUCCACCCUGAAAGCACUCCAGGCCCGAGAGACACGGAGUUCCUCUUUGAUGUGUUUAUCAAAUCCAUUCAAACGACCAUCUUCUCCCCGGAUGCUCUCUCGCGCCCUGUUUCUUUCCCGGGCGGCGCAAAGGAAGAGAAUAUCAAGGCUGCCCCAAGGGUUUCAGUCAAGAAGGUCUUGAUCCUGGGAAGUGGUGGUCUCAGUAUCGGCCAGGCUGGAGAAUUCGACUACUCUGGUAGCCAAGCCAUCAAGGCUUUGAAGGAAGAGGGCAUAUACACUGUCUUGAUCAACCCAAAUAUUGCCACUAUUCAAACUUCCAAGGGGUUGGCUGAUAAGGUUUAUUUCCUCCCUGUCAAUGCGGAUUUUGUGCGCAAGGUCAUCAAGUAUGAGCGUCCGGAUGCCAUCUAUGUUACCUUCGGUGGUCAGACUGCCCUUCAAGUUGGUAUCCAACUCAAGGAUGAAUUUGAGCAGCUCGGGGUCAAGGUCCUCGGUACCCCAAUCGACACCAUUAUUACCACGGAAGAUCGGGAGCUAUUUGCACGGAGUAUGGACUCCAUCAAUGAAAAGUGUGCCAAGUCGGCUUCUGCUUCGACUCUGGAAGAGGCUCUCGGUGUGGUUGAUACCAUCGGGUUUCCCGUAAUUGUUCGAGCGGCUUAUGCACUUGGCGGUCUCGGUAGCGGUUUUGCCGAAAACGUGGAUCAAUUGAAGGAGCUCUGCUCCAAGGCUUUGGUUGUCAGCCCUCAGGUCUUGAUCGAGAAGAGUAUGAAGGGCUGGAAGGAAAUUGAAUACGAAGUGGUCCGCGAUGCCAGAGACAACUGUAUCACCGUUUGCAACAUGGAGAACUUCGAUCCUCUGGGUAUCCAUACCGGUGAUUCUAUUGUUGUUGCCCCCUCCCAAACUCUCUCCGAUGAGGACUACAAUAUGCUUCGUACAACAGCGGUCAAUGUCAUUCGCCAUCUGGGUGUCGUGGGUGAAUGCAACAUUCAAUAUGCUUUGAACCCCUUCUCGAAGGAGUACUGCAUCAUUGAAGUGAAUGCCCGUCUGUCAAGAUCUUCUGCUCUUGCCUCGAAGGCUACUGGGUACCCUCUGGCUUUCAUUGCUGCCAAACUCGGUCUGGGCAUCCCGCUGAAUGAAAUCUCCAAUUCUGUCACUAAAGUCACUUGUGCAUGCUUCGAACCGUCACUGGACUAUGUCGUGGUAAAGAUUCCUCGCUGGGACUUGAAGAAAUUCACCCGCGUCUCGACGCAGCUUGGCUCUUCCAUGAAGAGUGUUGGUGAGGUUAUGAGCAUCGGAAGAACCUUCGAAGAAGCUAUCCAGAAGGCCAUACGAUCAGUCGAUUUUCACAACCUUGGUUUCAAUGAGACAAGUGCGCUCAUGUCUAUCAAGGGGGAACUCCAGACUCCUUCAGAUCAGCGACUGUUCGCCAUCGCCAAUGCCAUGGCUGCCGGCUAUACCGUUGACGAUAUCUGGAAGCUUACGCAGAUCGACAAAUGGUUCUUGAAUAAGCUGAAGGGUCUCAGUGACUUUGGAAAAUUAUUGAGCACCUACAAUACCAUUACUGUACCAACAGAUCUCAUCCGACGGGCUAAGCAACUUGGCUUCUCGGACAUCCAACUCGCCAAAUUCCUGAGCUCCAAUGAGCUUGCCAUUAGACGUAUCCGUGUUGAAGCGGGCAUUGUGCCGGUUGUGAAACAGAUCGAUACCGUCGCUGCAGAGUUCCCGUCUGUGACAAAUUAUCUCUACCUCACUUACAAUGGCUCAGAACAUGACGUGGCCUUCGAUGAUCAUGGUGUGAUGGUCUUGGGUUCUGGAGUUUACAGAAUCGGUUCAUCUGUGGAGUUCGACUGGUGCUCUGUACGGACCAUUCGGACCUUGCGUGAGCAGGGCUACAAGACCGUCAUGGUUAACUAUAACCCGGAGACUGUCAGCACGGACUACGAUGAGGCCGACCGGUUGUACUUUGAGAAUAUUAACUUGGAAACGGUCUUGGAUAUCUACCAGCUGGAAUCCUCUAGCGGUGUGAUCAUGUCCAUGGGUGGCCAGACACCGAACAAUAUUGCUCUGCCGCUCCACCGUCUCAACGUUAAGAUUCUGGGUACAUCCCCUGAGAUGAUUGACACUGCAGAGAACCGUUACAAGUUCUCCCGUAUGCUUGACCGAAUCGAUGUCGAUCAACCAGCUUGGAAGGAACUUACUAGUUUCGAGGAAGCCGCCGCGUUCUGUGAGAAGGUCAGCUACCCUGUGCUUGUCCGUCCUUCGUAUGUACUCUCGGGUGCCGCUAUGAACACGGUAUAUUCUAAGCGCGAUCUCGCCAAUUACCUCAACCAAGCGGCGGAGGUUUCACGUGACCAUCCCGUGGUUAUCACGAAAUAUAUCGAAAAUGCGAAGGAGAUCGAAAUGGAUGCUGUCGCCCUUAAUGGUGUCAUGGUCGGGCAUUUCAUCUCGGAGCACGUCGAAAAUGCCGGUGUACAUUCCGGUGAUGCCACGCUGAUCUUGCCGCCGCAGGACUUGGACCCAGAGACUGUUCGGCGCAUCGAGGAGGCCACUAGCAAGAUUGGCAAUGCUCUUAACGUCACGGGUCCUUUCAACAUCCAGUUUAUUGCCAAGGACAAUGACAUCAAGGUCAUCGAGUGCAAUGUCAGGGCGUCCCGGUCAUUCCCAUUCGUAUCGAAGGUAAUGGGUGUUGAUCUCAUCGAAAUGGCAACGAAGGCAAUGAUGGGAAUUCCAUUUGCCCCAUACCCACCUGUGAACGUGCCGGAGCAUUACGUUGGUGUGAAGGUUCCUCAAUUCUCAUUCUCCCGUCUUUCCGGAGCCGAUCCUGUCCUGGGAGUUGAAAUGGCCUCAACGGGUGAGGUUGCUUCGUUCGGCCGCGACAAAUAUGAGGCUUAUUUGAAGGCCCUCCUUUCCACCGGUUUCCGCUUGCCCAAACGUAACAUCCUAUUUUCCAUCGGUUCGUACAAGGAGAAGCUUGAGCUGCUGCCUUCUAUCCGCAAGCUCCAUCAGCUUGGCUACAACCUCUUCGCUACCCCCGGUACUGCCGAUUUCAUCAAGGAGAAUCGUAUUCCCGUGCAGUUCCUGGAAAUUCUACCUGGCGAAGAAGAGGACAUCCGGUCCGAAUACUCACUCACGCAGCACCUGGCCAACAAUCUCAUUGAUCUUUAUAUCAACCUGCCGUCUAACAACCGUUUCAGGCGGCCGGCCAAUUACAUGAGCAAGGGUUAUAGGACUCGUCGGAUGGCUGUCGACUAUCAGACUCCAUUGGUGACCAAUGUUAAAAAUGCCAAGAUCCUGAUCGAAGCAAUCGCUCGCCACUACUCACUGAACAUCCAGCCAAUUGACUUCCAGGAGGGAAAACCAGCCGUUGUGCCCCCUGCAUCUCCUGCUCUCGAUGCCAUGUCUCCUGUGGCUCGCCCCCAUGGUGAGAGCGCGCUUGACCGUAGAUCGUCUAUUGGGAUUCCCAGUCAGGUUCCAGUUACCGGUUCUGAGCUUGGUCCUCCCCUUUACAACCCUGCUCUACAAGCCUCGUCUCCUCUGCUAAAACUGUUAGCGCGGUCUCCAUUCAAACAGAAGCAUGUGCUCUCUGUGAAUCAAUUCAACCGAGCGGACUUGCAUGUGCUCUUCACUGUUGCACAGGAGAUGCGUCUCGGGGUUGAGCGACAAGGUGUCCUCGACAUCCUUAAGGGCCGUGUCCUUUGCAACCUCUUCUACGAACCGUCAACCAGGACGUCCGCUUCUUUCGACACUGCCAUGCAACGCCUUGGGGGACGAACUGUAGUCAUCGCUACAGAACACUCUUCCACUAAGAAGGGUGAAACUCUGCAGGACACUAUCCGCACUCUUGGUUGCUACGCGGAUGCGAUUGUUCUGCGCCAUCCACAAGAGACCAGUGCGGAGGUAGCUGCGAAGUUCUCACCUGUUCCGAUCAUCAAUGGUGGAAAUGGCAGUCUCGAGCAUCCGACGCAGGCAUUCCUUGAUCUCUUUACUAUCCGUGAAGAACUUGGAACCGUUGCCGGCCUGACGAUCACAUUCACUGGAGAUCUGAAAUACGGACGCACGGUGCAUUCUCUGAUCAAGUUGCUCCGGUUCUACGACGUUCGCGUACAGUUGGUUGCGCCUAAGGAGUUGGCACUGCCAGAAGAAGUUCGCCAGCAGGUCAUUGCCUCUGGAGAGCUUGUGGUGGAAUCGGAGGAGUUGACUCCGGAGAUCGUGGCGCGGUCGGAUGUCUUGUACACGACUCGCGUGCAGAAGGAGCGAUUCUCCAACCUGGAGGUUUACGAACGCCUGAAGAACCGUUUCAUCAUUGACAAUGCUAUUCUCAAGCAUGCCAAGGAGCACAUGAUCAUCAUGCACCCGCUGCCGCGGAACCAGGAGAUCGCGGAGGAGGUCGAUUUUGACCAGAGGGCUGCUUAUUUCAGACAGAUGAGAUACGGCCUUUAUUGCCGCAUGGCGUUGCUCGCAUUGAUUCUGGCUCCCUGA
Messenger RNA from Monascus purpureus, 4632 nucleotides. The record is from the annotation of a GenBank genome assembly. Lineage: Eukaryota; Fungi; Ascomycota; Eurotiomycetes; Eurotiales; Aspergillaceae.